GCGAGCGUCGAUGAGUUCAACCAAGGCACGAUUCUCUCAAUACGAGCAAGACCGCGCACGCAUAACAUCCCCGAACGAACCAUCCGUCGACGCCUCACUGGUAUACAAGAUCGACGUACCACUCACGCACACGAGCAGCGACUGGCUCCACGACAAGAG
Messenger RNA from Aureobasidium pullulans EXF-150, 159 nucleotides. RefSeq lists its product as uncharacterized. The annotation marks the transcript as partial. Lineage: Eukaryota; Fungi; Ascomycota; Dothideomycetes; Dothideales; Saccotheciaceae. The transcript has a single exon. The record is from RefSeq and is a predicted model, not a curated record.